Ceutorhynchus assimilis (cabbage seed weevil) is the source of this 1370-nucleotide messenger RNA. NCBI's taxonomy places the organism in Eukaryota, Metazoa, Arthropoda, Insecta, Coleoptera, Curculionidae. The record is from the annotation of a GenBank genome assembly.
GUUUUUCAAAAAUACAUUCAAAAUUAUGAGUACAAAUAUCGCCUACGCUACACUAUCCAGCAUUUACAAUAGUUCUCUUGCCCAAUAUCUCAAGUAUUCUCAAACCAUUGGAGGAGCCAUUUUCGAACAAAGUUUAAAUGUUGAUAAUGUAUUUAAAAACUCGUUGGAGUUGGUGCUAAACAUAGAAAAAUACCGCAAGCCCUCGAAUCCACUGGCUGAAGAGUAUUUAAUGGACCCACUGUUUCGAGAAAUUGAGCAAGUCACUGCAUUUGAAACCAAAGCAAGCGAUCAUAUUUUUCAAAUUACGUUAAUAAGUAAAAGUAUCAAAAUUUUUGAAUGGGUCAGAGAAACUGAUCAGGAAAAAUUCGUAAGCAAAUUGAAUAAUUAUAUCGUGUUUUAUAAACAAAAAGCCCUUUGUGAAAUUGAACAUUUGGGAAAAACACAUUUUGAAUGGUUGAAAUAUUGGAAUGAAACUUAUGAAGAACUUUCUAUUUUCAUAGCAAACUUUUUUCAAAAUGGAGUUGUUUGGACAGGCAUCGAUUCAUUGCCAAUGAUUAAUCUAUUAGGAGACUCUUUUCUUGUAAAUAAAAGUGAAAAACGUGUAACUUUAGUAAAUGAAUUUGCUCAAUUAGAAAGUAUUUCGAAUUAUAAAACGCCACCACAUGAAGAAUCAGUAAGAGUUUUUGAAAAACAAGAAAAUAAAUGGUUAAUAAAGAAUCACAAAAAUAGUCAUAAUUUGGUUCUAAAUACCGCAGUAAAAAACGAAGACGUGGCCAUUAGAAAUUGCGUAGAUAGCACCAUAAUAGUGGAAAAUCUUGUUAACAAUAUAAGUUUGGAAAAUUGCAAAAAAGUUUCGGUAUUAUUCAGGAACGCAUCAAAAGUAGAGGCUCGAGAAAGUGAAGAUUGUAAUAUGCAUUGCUUUGAAAAAAUUGUUGAAAUAUUUUUACAAUCUUGUGAUAACUGUAAAAUUCAUUUAUCUGAUAAAUCUUUAGGAAGCUCAAUUUCGACAAUUAAAUGUUUUAACAUAAAUGUUAACUUCCCGUUUGAUGACGGACUUUAUAAGAGUUUCCAAAUUGCCGAUGAACUUAGAACAAUGAUAAUGCCAAAUCAAGGAUUAUCAACAACUGCUAUAAUGAAACAAUAAACAAAUUAAUUAUAUAGAUUUUUUAUUUCUAUUUAAAGAAUAUAUAGGUAAUGUUUUUUAAAAUUCAAUAUUAUAAAUGGUUUUCCAUACAUUUUGUCCAAGUGAUUAAACGGUAUAAAAAAUCAAUUUUGGACAAAUUGUAUUUUUAUUUCAUAUUUUUAAAAUAAUUAAAUAUAUCAUACAUUCUGCGAAAGGCUUAUUUUUAUUUAUUACAUCUAACAAUCGC